Linnemannia hyalina is the source of this 1188-nucleotide messenger RNA. NCBI's taxonomy places the organism in Eukaryota, Fungi, Mortierellomycota, Mortierellomycetes, Mortierellales, Mortierellaceae. The record is from the annotation of a GenBank genome assembly.
AUGCUGAUCUUAUCCCUCGAUCACGCCCGGAAACUGGGCCUUGUCCUUCUCGUCACAUUCUCGACACUCACCAUCUCUGGUAUCGACGGCGCUCCCUCCCAACACCUCGCCAAACGUGGCGCCGACAUUGCUGUUUCAACCUCUGCCUCUGCAUCGCUUGAACUCCCUCAGCCCGGAUUCUUUGCCGACAGACAGCCAGCGGCAAGUUUCAAGGCAGUCGAGUUUGACGACGACGACGACGACCAAGAGCAACAACCCGACGAUGACGAGUUCGAUCCAGAAGAAGAGGAAGAGGAAGAGGAUGGACCUGAGGCUGGAGCGGUGGUGAUCAACAAGGCCAAACAACCCAGCACCCCUCCCAAAUCCCUCCCCUCGGACCCCUACGCCCACUACACCUACGAGAAGCCCUAUGCCCCCGCAGCCAAUAGUCUCCAACCUGGCAAGAAGGCCCGUCGGACCAUGAUUAUCGGAGACGUCCAUGGAUCUCUGGUCGGUCUGAAUGGGUUUCUGAAGCAGGUCAAAUUCGAUGCCAAACUGGACGAGGUCAUCCUUGCGGGUGAUCUGGUUGCCAAGGGUCCUCAGUCCUUGGAGGUGGUCGAUAAGGCUAGACAGAUCCAGGCCCGAUGUGUGAGGGGCAACCAUGACGACAAGGUUCUCCGGUGGAAGGGAUUCCUUGACAGCAAGAAGAAGGGCAUCCCUUCUGAUCUGGUUGAGAACUCGGAGCACCACAUUAUUGCCAAGAAGAUGUCCAAGGAGCAGUACCAGUACCUCCUCUCCUGCCCUCUCAUCCUGACCGUCCCCAAGGAACUCUCUGUCAAGAAGAUCCCUAUCCAUGUCGUCCACGCCGGAAUUGACCCGAGCGACAACAUGAGCAAGCAGCUGCCCUGGGUGUUGGUUAAUGUCCGCAACAUCCUCAAGGAUGGGAGCCCCUCGCGUAAGAAGAAGAAGGGUGAGGGAUGGGCGCAAUUGUUUAACGACUUCCAUUCCAAGCGGGUCAAGCAAGGAGAGCCCGAUUUCUUGCUGACCUAUGGUCAUGAUGCUGGUCGGUCGUUGAAUGUCAAGAAGUGGUCGAUUGGGUUGGAUACUGGUUGUGUCUAUGGACGCAAGCUGUCGGCGUAUGUGGUCGAGACCGGGGAGGUUUACUCUGUCAAUUGCCCUGACCUUGGACUCAACUCUGACGACGAUUGA